CGAACUUUCAAAAUAUAUUAUUACAUAUAAGAUCUGUCUGAUUGUCUGAAAAUUUGAAUUCAGCCUUUUUCAUGCUUAUCCACCACUUUUGGGUACUGCCUAGCUCCCGCGCCUGAGUGUGUUAAACACCGUGAAUUGCAACUAUAGUUGUGCGUACCUCAAAAAUGGCGGAUAUGGACCCAUGUCAGAAAGGUUAAUUAUGAAUUGUUUGCAAUUGCAAUAUCAAGCAUAUAUAAUUGUUUGUAAUUAUCAAGCAAGCUAAGAAAAUUCCAUUCAGAGCACAAUCUAUAGAGUACAGUGUUAGUCUGAAGUGUUUUUCCGUGGUUCAGUGAAUUAUCGUUUCGGAUGUUCUUUUUCAUUCUACCGUCCAGAUUACUAUUUCAUGACAUUUCCUCACCCACCUUUUCGAAAUAUAUUACAUAGUUGUGAAUCUAUUUGGCAAUACGUUUGUCUUUUCAUGAGAGUUGGAAAAAGUGCUAAGUAUAAUAUUUGUGUCAUUUUGAAGAUGAUAGAUCUGGCAAAGCAAGGAGAUGAAGCAACAAUUUAUACUUGGAUUAAUGUAAGUUAAUUUUAGCAUUAAUGUAAGAUUACUGUAAGUUAGUUUUAGCAUUUUGGCUUUACUUUGAAUGCUUUGUAAAAAAGCCUCAAAUUGACUUUGCCAACGAUAUCUUCAGUUUAAUUUAGCAAUGUAACAAUCCACGCAUGCUCAGUAAGGAUGGGCUACCUCAUCUUGGGUGUCAAUUUGUAGGCUCAAUUUCCAAUCAUGGGUAUAGGGAAAGUAUUCUGAAUCUCUGAUUAAUUCUUGCGUCACAUAUAUGACAUGAUUUGUCAUAGACAGAAAGAGUAAAACUAAAUAAAAGGCCCAUUUUGUCCACUUUGCGCAUUGACUGGGACCGAGGAAAGAUCAAAGAGUAUGAUUUGUGGACCUGCGAAUGCCAUUACUGGAAACAUUGGCUCAAACGUGGGUUCACAAAACAUACUGUUUCCCGAAAGUCCCAGUCAAAAAAUAUUUUUAUAAUUAUUAUACACCAAGUUUUAAAAUUUUUUGCUUUUUUUACUCGACGAUUUUAUCAACUGAAGUUAUGAAGUAAUGUCCACUGUUCAGAGCUUUUGCUGGGAGACAGUCGAAUAUCGUGAUUCUUACAUGAUACGCUCUUGUCCAAUGAGAUGCAAGAAUACAUGAACUGUGACACUUGGUAUAAAAUAUUCUUUGUCAUAUAUUGUUAUAGAGAAAAGAAAUGAUCCCAAAGGUUUUUGGUGACCUACUUCCACGUUUUCAACAUACUGAGGAUAAUUAUACGGCAGUUUAUAGACUUCCGCCAAGAAAAUUUGACUCUGCUGAUAUGGGUGUGGUAGAAUUUAAAGGAAAUAAGCUACCGCAACUUUUAUCCAAUGAACAGAGAGAUGAACAGAUAAGACAACAUUCAGAUAAUGAUGUUAUAAAGUGGAAAAUGGAAAAUAUACCAUGGAAAGGAACUCCAGUCUGAGUAAAGUAUGAAAAACAAGAUAAUAAAGUCAGUGCUUAAUAUUUCUAUAUAUACAUGUACUCGUCAGCAUGGUUUCUGUUUGCUUGUGGCGGUGCGAGUAUGUCAAAGUUGGGUGUCGAUAUAUAUCUCUACUGAUAGUUAUAUUUGUUAUACAUCCGAACUUUAUUCUCGUUCCUGAUGGGUCAGAUUUCUCAGGCUAAUUCUCAAUAUCCGGUAGCUGUCACCUUACCUGAGCUGCUGACCGACGUUUGGUCAACAAGUGACGUUCACUUGGUGUAACAGCUAGGAUCAAAUUGAAACCAAGCCUAAUAAAUGCAAUAUUUCGUAUCUACUCAAUUUAGAUUCUUACUAGUUUGUAGUUUCCAGGAUGGUAAUCCGUGUUGCCAUGGUAAUUGGGCAAUUUUUUCCGUUGUUUUGUGGCUAGCCCGAUCAUGGGUUAUCCCUCAUGAUCCCCUGUUACCCCAUACUUUCCCUAUAACUAUUGCGUAAUUCUGCCUUUGGCCACCAAGCUGCCUGCGGAGGAGGCUACAUAUACUGUAGGC
Paramuricea clavata is the source of this 2029-nucleotide messenger RNA. Lineage: Eukaryota; Metazoa; Cnidaria; Anthozoa; Malacalcyonacea; Plexauridae. The record is from the annotation of a GenBank genome assembly.